Molecule: messenger RNA, 936 nt
Organism: Dracunculus medinensis (Guinea worm)
Lineage: Eukaryota; Metazoa; Nematoda; Chromadorea; Rhabditida; Dracunculidae
Source: the annotation of a GenBank genome assembly
UUUUCACCAGAUGAAAAUGCUCAACUUUUGGCAGUUUCUAGUUGGGAUUGUACUGUUCGCAUUUAUCAUAUUCCAGCUGGCCCGAUCACUGCAACUGAACGACGAGUUUAUACCCAUUCGAAGGCUGUAUUAGCUUGUUGUUUCUUUAAUCGGUCAGAAGUAGCAAGUGGUGGACUCGACAAUAUAGUCAAAACAUUCAACCUUGAAGUUGGUUCAGAAUGUGUUCUUGGUCGUCAUGAGGCCCCUGUAAGAUGUAUAGAAUAUUGCAAGGAUCAAUCACUUCUAGCUUCAGGAGGAUGGGAUUCAAUCGUAAAAUUAUGGGAUGUUAGGACAAAAACAACAACUGGUUUUGGUAAUAAUGGAGGGAAAGUUUAUGCUAUGGAUGCUAUUGCAAAUCGCGUUAUUGUUGGUACAAGUGAAAGAAAAAUUGUUGUGUGGGAUGUAAGGAAUCUCGAGCAACCAGAACAGAUUCGUGAUUCUCCUUUGAAAUUUCAAACUCGUGCUAUCAAAUGUUUCCCGAAUGGCGAUGCAUUUGUUGUAUCGUCGAUUGAAGGUCGUGUCGCUGUCGAAUAUUUUGAUCAAUCACCAGAAGUACAAAAAAAUAAAUAUGCAUUCAAAUGUCACAGAGAAAAAACAGAAUCUGGCGAAGAAUUCAUAUAUCCGGUUAAUUGCAUUGCUUUUCAUCCAAUAUAUAGUACUUUCGUCACUGGAGGAUCGGAUGCAUUGGUUAGCAUUUGGGAUCCCUUCAAUCGAAAGCGCAUUUGUCAACUACAUAAAUUUCCUACAACUAUCGUAAGUGUUUCAUUUAACUCAAGUGGUUCGCAGUUGGCUAUUGCAACAUCAUAUAUGGAUGAGUUGAAAGAACGACCCAAUCCAGAGCCGGAGAGUUCAGUUGUAGUUCGGAAAAUAACUGAUGUGGAAGCGCGUCCAAAGUAA